AACACGCCUGUCUGUGCAUCUGCACCUGUUGUGAGACACUUCGACACAUUGGGGGCGCCCAACACACCGCCGCCACCACCACCACCAUCAUCAUCAUCAAAGCAAUCAGAGUCGGGAGUGAAAGAGUUUGAAUGUGUCGAGGUGAAUGACAGCGUCCACCAGACACAAAACACAUGUAGGGUGGUUGGGCGAACUCCCAUGCACCCUCGAGGACCCUGCUGGAGCUGUAGAGCUGGUCUACAAUUUCACGACCGGGAGGAAAGCCGCACCGCUCCUCCUGACUCUUGAGAGCCGACUUCCCACCGAAUAGAACUUACCGGGGAGGUUGAGGACUGUGAUCCCCCGAGAGAUGGAACACAUCCUCCGGUGCCCCUUUUUAAAAGGGGGACUGCCAUCCCAAUUUGCCGAUCCAGAGGCGUGUCAACCAGGACUUUAGGAACUCCGGGCGGCUCUCGUCCACCCCUGGGGCCCUGCCACCGGGUAACUUUUUAACUACCUCGGUGACCUCAACCCAAGAGGGACAAGAGCCCACUUCAGAGUCCCCAGACACUACUUCCUCAUGCGGAGGCGUGUCGGUGGAAUUGAAGAAAUUGAAGUGAUUUUGACUUCUCAUCACACAGACGUUUCCUCAUGAAGAAAAAGCACAGCACGUAGGGUUAAUCCUGUGAAGCUCGCUGAACUGAACUCUCGUCGGGAAUGGGACGUCCCGUUCGCUUUGAGGCUUUGUUGACGUGGAACUCGUUUGAUGUUUGCGUCAAAGCGUUGUGACGUCAUCAUUGGAGAGGCGGGACUCAGCGGCUGUCAAUAACAAGAAAGGAAAGGAGGAAGAUGCCGUUCCAUCACGUGCGUGCGGGCCUCCUCUAUCCCGACAACUACCUGAGUGGCUCGCUAGCUGAAGGCACAGAAACUUUCAAGCUCACCAGCAUCUCCACCGAAGAGCUCGGAGAGAUCCGCGAGGCCUUUCGUGUGUUGGACCGCGACGGGAACGGUUUCAUCUCCAAGCAGGAGCUGGGAAUGGCCAUGCGCUCACUGGGGUACAUGCCCAGCGAGGUGGAGCUGGCCAUCAUCAUGCAGAGGCUGGACAUGGACGGAGAUGGGCAGGUAGACUUUGAGGAGUUCAUGACGAUACUUGGGCCAAAGCUGCUGUCAUCUGAAAACAGAGAAGGUUUCCUCGGCAACACCAUUGACAACAUCUUCUGGCAGUUUGACAUGCAGCAGCCGUCUCUGGAUGAGCUGAAGCAGGUUUUGUUCCACGCCUUCCGCGAGCACCUGAGCAUGAAGGACAUCGAGAACAUCAUCAUCACGGAGGAGGAGAGCCUCAACGAGACCUCGGGAAGCUGUCCUGAGUACGAGGGAGUGCAUCCCAAGAAGAAGAACCGGCAGACGUGCGUGCGGAAAAGUCUCAUCUGCGCCUUCGCCAUGGCCUUCAUCAUCAGCGUCAUGCUCAUCGCGGCCAAUCAGAUGCUGCGAAAUGGCAUGGAGUAAAAACAUGGCAACGUAGCCGCCGGGAGUAGAUGUCGGCGGGACCCCCGCGGGACCCGGACGCACCCGUGGAAAGACCCGGAUGGAUCCCAGCACAUCAGUGAAUUAACUUUUUCUUUCUUUGAGCUCAGGAGCAGUACGAUGUCUGAGGACUCACGUGUUUGUGUUGCUUUCAAGAUGUCACAAUUCUACACAAACUGGACAAUUAUUAGCUUUUCAUAAACAAACCAAAAUUGGGAUACUUUGAUUUGGAUGUUUUCCAGACAGAGACCACCCUUUAAACUUUAUUUUAUAUUUACUGCUUAAAAAAAAAAAAAAACUUCAACAGGUGCUUGGAGCCAUUCCUCAUCUCAGUUCUUCUUCUUCGCAAACACCCAUGAACCUCUCGUCAUCACAUGUUGACACAUUGAAAUGUUCCUCCUAUCUGACAUGUUGACAUGUUCAUGCCAUGUUUUCGUGUUCUCCAAGCGUGUGCAAGCACCGUGCUCGCGCACACUUUACAGAUGGGUGCACAACCAGCCUGAGCGUCAUGUGAACAUCGUGUGUGUGUGUAUAGGCAGUGUCUGCGUCAGGUGGGCGCUCAAGGCUACUUUUGUCUUCGUUUUCUUUUUCUACGACCCACAUCGCGUCAUUUGUUUCCGUAGUGCCCCUAGUGGUUGGGUGAGACACCUCGUCCGUCUGUAUGCUGGAUGGCCUUGCGGCAAAUCGCUGUACUCUUUGAAGCCUUUCGAACUGGUUAGUUUAGCUUGCUAGCCACUAACAACGAUAGCAAAGCACUCUCAGAAUCAGAAUCAUCAUUAUUUGCCAAAGUAUGUCCCAAAAACACAAGGAAUUUGUCUCCGGUAAUUGGAGCUGCUCUAGUACGACAACAGAGAACACUUUGGAGACAUAAAGACAUUGAGAAAAACAGUCACUGAGCAAUAAAGGGUUACUAGUUAUCUGGUAAUCCGGUACAAAUUAUAUAUUUUUUUUUUGACAAAUGUGCAAAAAGGUCACUGAUGGUGUAGUGGUACACCGUGGGUUCAGUUCCCACUCAGUGACCGUGUGAAUGUGAGUGCGAAUGGUCGUCCGUGUCUAUAUGUGCCCUGCGACUGACUGGCGACCAGUUCAGGGUAUAUUCUGCCUUUCGCCUGAAGUCAACUGGGAUAGGCUCCAGCGUCCCGCGACCCUAACCAGGAUAAGCGGUGUUGAAAAUGGAUGGAUGGAUGUGCAAAAAGAUGCAGAGUCCUCUAGCACUUAGAGCAGUUCGGAUGACUAAUCUCGCAAUAGUCCGGUGCAAUGGGGAAACUCAGGCGAUCGAGAGGAGAACCUGCGAUAAUGUCAACUACUAGAUGCUGUUUCAGGCUCAACUUAGUGUUACAAAGAGCAGGUUUGUUCAUUUAUUAACACUAUUCCUAAAACAAUUCCCUCAUGAACCUCACAGUGCUUCAUCUAGCCAUUCCUAUUCAACUGUUUAGAACGGCAGUGGAGACAUUUUCCCCCGUCAGUAUUCUCACACCAAAUAAACAUUUCUUGGAGAAAAAAAUGGCACAACAAUAAAAUCAUUGGUGAAAUAAUAUAAGUUGCUGUUUCCCCCUUUGUUUUAUUGCAAAGCAAUACAGCAAAGUCAAUUAAUUUAUAUAAUUCAUUACAUACAUAAGGUAACUCAAUGUGCUUUACAUGAGUAAAAGCAUUUAAAACAAAGAUAAAAGCAUCUUAUUUAAAACAAAGAUGAAAAAUAAAAGUACAAUUAAAACACCAUACAGUGCAAGAAAUAUCAUUUACAAGUGGAAACACAUUAAAAAGAAUUUGGGGUGGUGGUAUCCUGGAUUUAAAAACAUUCCCACUUGCGGCUGACAUCACUUCUGUUGGCAACUUAUUCCAUUUGUGUGCAGCAUAACAGCUAAAUGCUUCUUCGCCAUGUUUGCUUUGGACUCUGUGCUCCACUAUUUGACCAGAGAAUUAGAAUUGAAGUAAUAUGGUCUGACCUCUUUGUUUUGGUCAGAACCCGAGCUGCAGCAUUCUGAAUGAACUGCAGUUGUUUAACGCUGUUUUGGGGGAGUCCAGUCAGAAGACUGCGAGUCAAGUCUACUUGUGAUAAAAGCAUGGAUGAGUUUGUCCUGGUCUGCUUGGCACAUGCAAGCCUUCACUCUGGAUAUGUUCUUCAGCUGGUGGAAGGCAGUUUUAGUAAUUGAUUUGAUAUGACACGUCAACUUUUAUCGAACAGAUUCAAUAGUUCAUUAGAAAACAUACAGUACAGUACACAAGACACACAAAAGGAAAGUAUGGCAGGAAAAUCUUGAAUGACCAUAUUCAGUUUUGACCUGAUUUCCUUACAAUAAUAGUAUCCGGGUAUUUCACUGUCAAACCGGAUGAAUUUUUGGCUAAAAGGUUACUGAAUCAUUACAGAUGGUAUCGAUCUAAAUGAACCAAUAUUGUCCUUGAAUCGAAUCGGUAACCGUGAAUCGUUGCUACGACGAAUCAUAACACCACCUAUAUACACACACACAGCAUAGGGAUGAUAGCUCCCUACCCUAGCAAGAACCCUAUUGACUUUGAAUGGGCAUACAAUUGUGCCAAAGCUCAAAUUGUUAGUGCUCUACCACACACAUUCGACAUUAGCUGUCAACGUAUGCAAGAACAGUGUUGAUUUUGCAUAUCAUCCGAAACAAGCUCAGCUUCAACUUGGGUCAUAACAUUCAAGAAUGAAUGUCGAUGGUUGAUUUUGAGGAUUGUUGGUAACUCAUGAUCUUAAAGGAAGGUUAGUAUUUAAUCUUUGUCAAAUGUUGAAAUUAUCAACAACGUAUCCUGGCAGAGCAUGCGUGUCGUCUUUGAGUCAUCAGGGAAAAUAUGCAAAUUCUAAGUCGUGAUGGUGGUUGUCCAAUCACCUGCAUGCCGACGGUGCACCUUUUGCAUCACGUGACCGCACGGCAUGGCAUCCGAGGAUACUGAAAAGAGCAAUAUUUAGCUUCUAUCUAUAUCUUAGCUACUUAACACCUUUAUGCAAUAAAGCCUUGUUUUGAUGAAACGUGUGCUUCCUUCUAUUCUC
Phycodurus eques (leafy seadragon) is the source of this 4510-nucleotide messenger RNA. RefSeq names its product calneuron 2 (gene caln2). The record is from RefSeq and is a predicted model, not a curated record. The transcript is spliced from 7 exons. NCBI's taxonomy places the organism in Eukaryota, Metazoa, Chordata, Actinopteri, Syngnathiformes, Syngnathidae. Gene Ontology annotation, molecular function: calcium ion binding. The coding region runs from base 829 to 1485 and encodes 218 amino acids.